GAUAUGUGCGAAUUUUUGCUUCAUUCUAUCGCGCCGAAGCUUAUAGGUGUUUUGCCCUUUACGGGUAAAUCAGUGGUGAAGAUAAGCAUGUUUGCUAUGUAAAUACACAAUCAGGAUAUUACGUUGUUACACCAAUGUUGCAGUUAUCUUUUUUAUCAGUAUAUCGUCAAAUCUUGUCCGUUGAAGGGGCAAUUCAAUCCUGUUUAGUUGAAUUGGUCGCUACAUGAACAUAUAAGAUUGAUGGUACUAUGUCUCGAAUACCGUUCUGGAUUUUGGUCUUGUCGGCUUCGUUCAUCCGUUACACAGUUUCGGACUCAGACUGGACUAAAGAGUGCAACAUAUGCUCUUGCAUAUGGGUGAGUGGUCGGAGAACCGCAAAUUGCUCUAACAAGGGAUUUAACCGAAUACCCAACGGCCUCAGUAACUUGGUUCGUGAAAUAGACUUUUCGAAUAAUGCCCUCUACAGUCUCGCCGAUGGAGAGUUUAUCAGUGCCAAUCUUCUUGAUAUACACAAGUUAAAGUUUCAAAAUUGCUCAAUCGAACUAUUGGAUGAAGGCGCAUUCAGGAGAUUGGCACUCAUUAUCGAAUUGGACUUGUCCAGGAAUUCCAUAGCGGAGUUAAAAAGCAACACGUUUAGAGACAAUGUGAAGUUGCGAAUUCUCAGUCUAAGUUAUAACAGAAUUAAAACUCUGGAGGAGGGUCUGUUCAGUAACAUGUCGUUCGUUCAAAGAAUACACGUAGACCACAACGAAAUCGAGCAUAUAAGUGAAAACACAUUUUACAAUCUUCCGCUGUUGACUGAUAUAAAUUUAGGGUACAACAAACUUAAAACUGUCGCGUUUGACCUGAAGGAGAAAUUGCCAAAACUGAACAGUCUGAACGUCGAAGAAAACCCAUGGAUUUGCGAUUGCCGACUUGAGCUAUUCCAUCAGUCGCUUAUGAAAAACAAUCUAAUCACACACGCUACAAAAUGCGAAAAACCGCCUAAGUUUAAAGGACGACUAUGGACAGCGAGGGAAAGCUUUCCUUGUUCGCCUUCUAUAGUACAGCCCAUGCCAUCAAGCCAAAUCACUGCUACCACCAGCAACAUCACUUUAGUUUGCAAAGUGUUGGGCGAGCCUACGCCCGAUGUAGAAUGGAUCAACAACGGCCACAUCGUCGAAAGGGACCCCAGAAAAAAUAAGCAGAAAUACUCCAAUGCGAAAAGUAGAACUGCAGAAUACACCUGGAACAAUCUGACAAUCAUCAACCUCAGCUAUAAGGACAGAGGCGACUACAAAUGUAUCGCUAAGAACCCGGGAGGCGAAGAUGAAAAGGCCAUAACGCUGCUCAUCGACAGUGAAGUGUACCUGAGUGGAACAACUGCCAGCUUUGGAGGCUCUCCUGUCCUAAUAAUUAGCCUCUCCGUAGGACUGAUUGUUCUACUAAUAAUCAUCUUAAUAUUGGUUUGCCUAUUCUGUCGAAGGGCAAAAAGCAGAACCAUGCAGUCGAAGCGAAAUGAUUUGGACAGUUCCUCGGAAGAGUGUAUUAGUAUGGGAGGACAUGCCGAAAUUAAAAAAGGCAUAAUGACUGAUGUGAAUCCCAUCUGCAAACCGCCAAGAUCUUCUGUUCCUGCUUCGGUAGUAAGUGGGGGCACAGAAGUGAGCGACGCUAAACGAAAUCUACUAGACAACGAAUCUGUUUUCGAUUUGGAUGACGAAACCCGAUCGUUCGAUUUCGAUCAGCCCCUUCUUCAGAAAUCCAACAACGCGCUUUUGGAAUCCGAUUAUCGGCCUCAUCAGAACCAGUAUCCGCCAGAUCUGCUUACGUUUCCUGCGCGGACCCAAAUUUCUCCAGCGCCAUCAAAUGCUUCAACUAUCAUGAUGGAUAGAUUACCGCCUACUCACGGACUUCAAAGUCCGAUGCACAAUCCCAUUUACGACCAACUGAGCAUCUAUAAAACGUUGCCAUACUCCCGAUCACAUAGUCCCUUCACAGUGGGGAUUCCAAGAUUCCCUAGGCAAGGAGUUGGUUACGUUACCAUUCCGAGGCGGCCCAGGCAAAGUUGGAGCUCGGAGCCGCCGCCAAACAGCGAAGUUAUAGGCGAACCACUCUACGACAACUUGGGAACUCGAAGUACUGUUGAUGGCAGUUCAGUAUUGUCAUUGAACAAAAUAGGCACAGAUUCAGGUUCAACUCCUCGUUCGAACCGGUUGCUAUCUUUGACUCCGUUGAGCCCGAUUUAUGGUCCAAUAGUUGAAUCCCACGAAGCACCCCAUGCUCACGAACCACCCAGGCAUCCCUCACCUCAGAAACCAUUUGCACCUGGAAGACAAUCACCACCAUCAAGUCCAGAGGUUCGAUCCAGGCCCCAACCACCUCAGCAACUUAGCGGGAGUCAAACCUUACCCAGGAAUUUGAAUUCAGCCAAAAUGACACUUGUACCCUCACCGCUGGUUGAUGCGGGUCAACUGCGAAGUCCAAACGAAAGUCGGAAUUCUAUUGGCAGCGAUAAUUCUAUGUGUGACAAUGGAAAGCCCAAAAAGAUUCCGCCACGACCUCCGCCAAAACCGAAGAAACGAGUUUCAUCAGGACCCUUGCUUGAGGACGAAGGAGAAGAUGGCACGGAAGUGUGAUUGUUGCUAAAACCAGUCCUGGGACUGGUUUUAGCAAGCAACUAAUCAAAUCAAUGUCUAUUCCUGAUCAUGGUGUUUUUCCUUCAAUACAGGGUGUCCAAUAAAUAUGUACAUAUUGACAAUGCGAUAUAGUUUAAGAGAAGCGACGACGUAUUUGUAAAUAGCUGCUGAAACUACUUUAUCGAUUUAAAUGGUUAAGAAAAAUUGUUUACUUUAUUAUAACAUCAAUUAUAUUUUA
Molecule: messenger RNA, 2853 nt
Organism: Dendroctonus ponderosae (mountain pine beetle)
Lineage: Eukaryota; Metazoa; Arthropoda; Insecta; Coleoptera; Curculionidae
Exons: 7
Coding region: 249-2615 (788 amino acids)
Molecular function (GO): protein binding
Source: RefSeq, a predicted model, not a curated record